Molecule: messenger RNA, 1053 nt
Organism: Adineta steineri
Lineage: Eukaryota; Metazoa; Rotifera; Eurotatoria; Adinetida; Adinetidae
Source: the annotation of a GenBank genome assembly
AUGUCGUUUGUUAAUGUUACAAUCAAUGAAUUGAAUGAUGCAUCCUCGAAAACCAUACUGAUUCUAUCAUUAUUUAGUAUUAUACCAGGUGGAAUCGGACUUAUAUUUAAUAUUCUUAUUUUCAGUCGACCAUCUAUGUGUCGUGAACCAUGUGCAGCAUAUUUUUUUUGGUCAACAUGUUUCAGUUUAAUUUACGUACUCAUUCUACAGCCUGUACGUGUUUUAGCAGUAAGUUUCAAUAUCGAUCAAGCCAAUUAUAAUCUUGGAAUUUGUAAAAUCGAAUUCUUUGUAUUCUAUAUAACACGUUCAGCAUCUUCUUGGUUUAUAGUAAUCGCAUGCAUCGAUCGUUUUUUACAUAGUUCAGCAAAUGCACAUUUUCGUCAGAUGAGUUCAUUGAAGAUAGCAAAAAUAGUUAUUCUUAUCACUAGCAUUGUGAUUAUUCUUUUGCAUAGUCACAUGCUCGUUUACUAUGAAAUAAGCUAUUCAUCUGAUCAAUUUGGAAAUAUAACACCAGCAUGUUUUGGUAGAAAAGGUAUUUAUCGUACAUUUAUUGGUUUAUGGAAUUUGGCUUUAUAUUCAUUUUGUCCAUCGAUUUUGAUGCUUUUUUUUGGUCUUCUUACAUUGAAAAAUCUUCAUCAACAUCGUCUUGUAAUUCCAGUGAAUUUCGAAACUAAUAGACAAGUUCGACGAACAGAUACUCAAUUAUUACGUAUGUUAAUUGCUCAAGUACUCGUAAUCUUUAUCUGUACUUUACCCAUAUCUAUUAUUCAACUUUAUUCUUCAUUUACUCUUAAUGUUGUUAAAAAUACACUUCGACUUGCUCAAGAAAAUUUAGCUAGUCGAAUUGCAAGUGAAUUGACAUAUUUUGCUCACUCAAGUACUUUUUUUUUGUAUACAUUAACGGGCACUAUUUUUCGCAAGGAACUUUCAAAGAUUAUUAGACAAUAUUGUCGUUUCAAUCAUAAUCGACUGAAUAGAAUUCAUGAUGAAACGCAUCGAAUGUCUGUUUUACAAAAAAGUCAAAAAACACAAACACAUACUAAUCAUCCAUAA